This is a messenger RNA of Fusarium redolens, 673 nucleotides long. RefSeq names its product camp-regulated phosphoprotein family protein Igo1. The transcript is spliced from 2 exons. Lineage: Eukaryota; Fungi; Ascomycota; Sordariomycetes; Hypocreales; Nectriaceae. The record is from RefSeq and is a predicted model, not a curated record. The coding region runs from base 128 to 493 and encodes 121 amino acids.
UUUGAGGAUUUCAUGGUGGCCCCACCAGCGGACUAUAUUAGCCUGAUGGUCUUCCCCACUUCAACCACUCACUUAUCCACAAUACCGAAUUGCAAAUAUUAAUCAACCAAAAAUCUCCGAGCUCACUAUGGAGAAGGAUAAGCGCCUCUUGAGCCUAUAUGGAAUAGUUCCCAGCAGAGAGAACCUUCUUCAUCAUCAGUUAGAAGGAAGAAAGUAUUUCGAUUCGGGUGAUUUUGCCCUCGCGCAAGCCAAUAGAUCUUCCGAUAUCGGUACCGUCAAGACCGGUAGCGAACACCCCAUUCGGCGAGAUAUAUCAGACCCUUCGUGUCCAGUACCGAGCUCUAGCAAUCUUGACGAUAACGCCAACCAGCAUACAUCACCUGAGAAGAAAGCUGGCGAGCUGAAGUUUACUAAUCAUACCCACCUCCAACAAGAGACGGUGGUCCAGCGAGAGGAUGAGCAUCGGGAAACGAAGCAGGAACACAACGUCUAGAUGCUGGCUAUUGUGAUUUAGCUAGCCGACCCGCCUGGUUAGCAACCAGAAGCUCAAUAGUAUUAAAGAAUACCCCAUCUGUAACAGGAUAGGCUUCGGUAUGCCUGGAAUCCUAGGGCUCAUUUAACCGCGAUGGGUAAUAUACAACUUAUAAAUAAUCAUCAUCUUUCCGAACGAUGU